Diospyros lotus (date-plum) is the source of this 3836-nucleotide messenger RNA. Its product is annotated as C2 and GRAM domain-containing protein At5g50170. The transcript has 9 exons. Bases 133 to 3204 code for a protein of 1023 amino acids. Lineage: Eukaryota; Viridiplantae; Streptophyta; Magnoliopsida; Ericales; Ebenaceae. The record is from RefSeq and is a predicted model, not a curated record.
GCUCCACGUUUCUUUUCAUGGCUUCUUCUUCUUCUCCUUCCUCAAUUUCCUCGCUCUUCGCCACCUCCCAAAGCCAUUCAAUUUUAUACCAACACUGUUUCAACAAACCAGAAGUAACCUUCGCAGAUAGAAAUGAAGCUGUACGUGUAUCUACUGGAAGGCAGAGAUUUGGCCGCCAAAGCCUCAUACGCGAAGCUCCACGUUGGGAAGUCCAACUCCGAGACUAGAGUUUUGAGAGACGCCAAAAACCCAGUUUGGAACGAGGAGUUUGCUUUCAGGGUACAUGAUAUUGACGAUGAGCUUGUGGUCUCUGUGUACCGCCAUGAAGACGAACCUUCUGGGCUCUUCAGUUCCUCUGGGAGCUUGAUGGGUCGGCUUCGGAUUCCCAUAAAAUCCAUUGCCGCCGAGGAGAAUCACAAUUUACCCCCCACCUGGUUUUCUCUCGAAAGGCCUAAAGCCAAAGCUUCAAAAACCGUCGACAAAGAUUGCGGAAAAAUUCUUCUCGCUAUUUCAUUGCAUGGAAGAGGCCAAGACAUUUCCACUGACCACAUUUUUUAUGAAGAUCCAAGUGUAAAGAAUAUAGAUUCUAAAGAACAGGAAGGUUCCCAUGUCACGUCUCAAGUUAUUAAUAGCUGCGCUGCUUCAUCUUGGAAGAUCCUAGAUAGAAACCCAGUUAUAAAAGCUAUUAAAGGCCGUUUGGAGACGCUUUUUCAUAGAAGCGAGGAUAACUCUAGAAACAGUGAUUCCUCAGAGCAGUCUACCAUGCUGUCCGAUUAUGAGGAUUGCGCAGAAGAACCUCAAACUAGUUAUAGCUUUGAAGAAGCUUUGGAGAAGAUGCAGUCACUAAGCAGUGGAACAGAAAUGCCCGAGUCCUUGCCAGGCGGCAUUCUUGUUGACCAGACCUACAUGUUGUCAUCUAAAGAACUCAACUUAUUCCUUUUUGCACCUGGUUCACAGUUUAGGAGAGACCUUGCAGACUUGCAAGGGACAACAGACAUUCAAAUGGGGCCUUGGAUCUGGAAAUCGGAAGGCACAUCAUGUUUAACGAGGGUUGUUGCCUAUAGAAAAGCUGCAACAAAGAUGGUUAAGGCUGUUAAGGCCACUGAGGAGCAGACCUACAUUAAGGCAGAUGGAAGGGAAUUUGCAGUUCAUGUAAAUGUGAGCACGCCGGAAGUUCCAUAUGGCAAUACAUUCAAGGUUCAAAUCCUUUACAGUAUGUCACCUGGACCACAGCUAUCCGCAGGUGAGGAAUCCUGUCGACUUGUAAUUUCCUGGGGCAUAGACUUUGUUCAGACCACAAUGAUGAAGGGCAUGAUUGAAGCAGGUGUUCGACAGGGCCUAAAGGAGAGUUUUAUGGAAUUUGCCAGCUUGCUGGCUCAGAAUGUCAGGCCAGUAAAUUCUGAUAGUUUAUUAGACAAGGAUCAUAUGUUGGCAACACUGGAAGCCGAGCACAAAUCUGAUUGGAAGUUGGCAAUUGAGUACUUCUGGAAUUUUCCCGUGAUUUGUGCUGUUUUCGGAAUUUCCUAUGUCUUUCUUCAUUUCCUACUUUGUAGACCUCGGGAGCUGCAAGGGUUGGAAUUUAACGGUCUUGAUCUGCCAGACAAUUUUGGAGAGCUCAUCAGCAGUGGAGUUCUAGUCAUUCUAUUACAGCAUGUCUAUAACAUGGCGUCACAUUUUGUACAAGCUAGGUUCCAAAGAGGAAGUGACCGUGGAAUCAAAGCUCAAGGUGAUGGGUGGGUUCUCACUGUUGCUUUGAUUGGGGGAAUGAACUUGGCGUCGUCGGAUCCAACGGGUUUGCCAGAUCCCUAUGUGGUUUUCACCUGCAAUUGUAAAACGAGAACAAGCUCCAUCAAGCUUCAAACUCUGGAUCCUAAAUGGAAUGAGGUACUUGAGUUUGAUGCUACUGAAGAGCCACCCUCAGUGUUGGAUGUGGAGGUUUUUGAUUUUGAUGGUCUAUUUGAUCAGGCCGCCUCUCUUGGCCGUGCAGAGAUAAAUUUCUUAAAACAUACUUCUACAGAAUUGGCUGACAUUUGGGUGUCCCUUGAGGGGAAACUUGCUCAGUCUGCUCAGUCGAAGUUGCAUCUUAGGAUAUUUUUGGACAACAACAAUGGAGUUGAAACUAUUAAAGAGUACUUAACAAAAAUGGAAAAGGAAGUUGGGAAGAAGUUGAACCUUCGGUCACCACACAGAAACUCAACAUUCCAAAAAAAUUUUGGUUUGCCACCAGAAGAAUUUCUUAUCAGUGAUUUCUCUUGCUCGUUAAGAAGAAAGAUGCCAUUACAGGGACGCUUUUUUCUAUCUGCAAGAAUUGUGGGGUUUUAUGCCAACGUGUUUGGACAUAAAACCAAAUUUUUCUUUCUCUGGGAGGACAUUGAUGAAAUACAAGUGCUUCCUGCAUCUCUAGCAUCCAUGGGCAGCCCUCAGUUGGUCAUGGUUCUUCGUAGGGGCCGGGGUCUUGAUGCCAGGCAUGGUGCAAAAUAUCAAGAUGAAAAUGGCAGGCUUCACUACUAUUUUAUGUCAUUUGUGUCAUUCCAUGCUGCUAGUAGGACAAUCAUGGCCUUGUGGAAGUCAAGAACGCUAACUCCAGAUCAGAAAGCACAAAUUAUAGAAGAGCAGCAGGGUGACGAUGGAGAGUCCAAGUUACUUGAAGAUGCUGGGUCCUAUUUGUUGGUUGAAGAUGCAAGAAUGUCCAAAGUCUACUCUGCGGAACUUCCUGUGAAAAUGAAAUCAUUGAUGAAAAUGUUUGAUGGGGGAGACUUGGAAAACAAAGUGAUGGUAAAAUCUGGUUGCUUGAGUUAUGUCACGACGGAUUGGGAACCUGUAAAGCCUCACGUGUCUGAAAGACGUUUGUAUUACAAGUUUAACCGCCGAUUCUCAAUCUAUGGAGGGGAAGUAACUUGCACACAGCAGAGAUUGCCCACUUCAAAUGGGGAAGGUUGGAUCGUCAACGAGGUCAUGGUCUUACACGAUAUCCCAUUCAGCGAUCACUUUCGUGUCCAUUUCAAGUACCAGUUCGAGAACUCUGAUGUUACCCACAGUUCUUGCAAGUUCGAUGUUUAUGCUGGCGUCAAAUGGCUGAAGAGUAGCAAGUUCCAGCAGAGGAUCACCCGAAACAUAAUCGACAAGUUCACUCGCCGGUUAAAGGACACAUUUGAAUUGGUGGAAAGGGAGAUUUUAUUAGCAGAAGAAGGCUCCAUCAGAUGAUGAUUACUUAAAACCAUCAAAGGAGGAGGUCAGACUCUUUGUCGAUUUCCAUUUUAUCAAUGUCCUACUCAAUUUUCACGGUCUUGACUCCUGGAGCCUGAUGAACAUGCCCCUAAUAUACACACACAUGGGGGCUUGCUUUAGGUUCUGUUCCGUAGGGUUAUUGGGGCCGAUUGGAAGGCUUUUCGAUUUUAGUUUUCAAUGGUCGUUUUCACUAUUUUUGGUAAUCCUUGGUUUCGUUUGGUUUUUCAUUUUGGAUGUCAGAAGCUUCCAUGGCCCAUGUACUUAGAGAUGAAAUGCUACUACAACGAAUUAAGUGGCGGAAGAAACCGAAGGAAUAGAAGUUUCCAUCAUCAAUACUUAGUGAGAUUUAAGUUGGAACAAGAUAUGCUAUGAUCCCAUGAUGGUUAAAAUUGGCACUUGCACCCCCCCACCCCACCCCUCCCCCAUGGUAAGCCACUAAGCCAGAGAAGGAUAACUUUUUAGAUUCAAUUUGCGCUUCAGUACUAAAACAAAUUGAAAAUUUGACCGGGCAUGUCAAUGUUGCUGCAAAUGAUAUGGUAUAAAUACGAGGAUUGCCGAUUGCAUUUACUGAGCCGUGAUAUUGUUUUAUAAAAAAACCAACUCUCUUU